CGUCUUCACGAUCUUGCCAAUUUGCGAGCCUCCGGUGCCGGGGGAUGUCGUGACUCAUUUGCUGACGAAGAGAAUCGAUGCUCGUGAUUGAUUACAUACGGUAUAGUAACUCUUUCAAAUGAGAGAUAAAUUUAACCCGUUAUAUUCGUGGCUUGGAGCUUUAGUUUCCUUAUAUUCCCUUUCUUUUUUUUCUUCUCCUCUUUUUCUGUGAGAUGAGUGAAGUGAGAGUGGCCUCACAUUGGCUAAUUGCAUGUUGAUCUAUCGCGACGGCUGGUCUUCGGCAUUUUGAAACCCCUCCGAACCCGUCCGCUAAGAUUCUCGGUCUCUUGUCUUGUUUACAUAUUGGCCCACGACAAAUACCUCAGCUCGCGGGCGUGGAUGCGUAUUAACAUCUUAAAUCGGAUCUGCUAAAGACAAUACCGUGUAGUCUAAACGUGUAAAAGCACUUAGAGGAUAGGGAAGAGAGCUUGAUAACUUCGUUGGUAAGGAGGAGGAAGAAUAGGGGAAUCGAUUGACUGAUCUACUAUGGCUGCCAAAGUAGCCGUAUACGCAAAGCCGCCGGAGGUUCUCGUCAAGGUUCUCGAACACUCCCAUCCCCUUGUUUCGCUGCCUCUAGUGCGGAGACUGCGGUUUGCGGCGGGGUUCCCCGGUGGCAUUUCGGAGCACGCGAGGAUUCUCUGGUGUUCGCCACUUACACUGGAAGAGUACUUGUCUACUUGUUCUGCGCAUGACGACGGAGUCGAAGCAGAACCGAGAAUUGACGAGAAUGCUGGGAAAGAUCAUAGAGAACUGAGGGUGAAUGGAAAGGCACCCCCUUUUGCCGCUGCGUAUCUGGAUUUCUCUCGAGGUCCAGAGACGGAGUUAUGGAUCUACUCAUCGAUGGAAGGACGUUUGAGCGGAAUAUCAAGUACCCAGGAUGAGAUGGGUAUCCGGGCCAAAGAGAGAUGGGGUACGAGCCACGAAGAAGGUGACGACGAAGAGCUGGGACGAGAACGAGAAGAUAUCGCCAGUGCCGUUGCCCUCCUCCACGAAGUCAAGCGCCAGCAAGACCUCUAUUUUGCCCCUGGGACUACGCGCGCGAACGAGCGUGAGUAUCCUACUGUCUUGGUCGGCAACCUGAAUGAAAUCCUGAGAAAACGGCUCGCGGCGCCUGACGUGGGUAUGGACCUUGUUUCGACAGGCCUUUACGACAAGUGGAUCUUUGAGAUUGCCAAGCUGCCCGAUGCUGAUUUGACUGACGACAUCGGGACUGUUAAUGGGCACCGAUGGGUUUGGGAUGUUGUUCGACGGGAGGAUAUUGCGUUUACCAUCUCGCGAACAAAUAUUCCAAGAAGAGAGCGCACAAUGAAGUUAUUACCAAGCACGGCAUUAUAUACAAAUAAUGGGACGCCAGUUGCGUGGGCUUUUCUCGGCCCGGAUUCCUCGCUGAGCAGCUUGCACUGCGAAGAGCCCUAUCGCGGAAGAGGUAUCGCGAAGGCUGUAGCGGUCAAGCUUUUGAGAGAUCAUUUGGGAGACUACAAUGAUGAUGCAUACAUUGGUUGGGCUGAUGUGGCUCCAGAUAAUGUCCAGAGUCAGGGGGUGUGUAGGAGUUUGAAUGGUAAGCCGUUGUGGCAGAUAUCUUGGAGCCGUCUAGACCUGAACCGAAGCUUCCCGGAAGGAUGAACAUCCGAGAGCUUGAUGUCUAUUUA
Xylaria bambusicola is the source of this 1688-nucleotide messenger RNA. RefSeq lists its product as uncharacterized. The record is from RefSeq and is a predicted model, not a curated record. The transcript is spliced from 4 exons. NCBI's taxonomy places the organism in Eukaryota, Fungi, Ascomycota, Sordariomycetes, Xylariales, Xylariaceae. Bases 526 to 1662 code for a protein of 378 amino acids.